AGCAUUUAUAAAGCUUUGACAGGGCAGCAGUGGCUAUAAAGCAACUCAUUCAACAUGAUGGGUGUUUGGUUUGCCAUAGGUGCUUUGCUGCUUGUCAUGCUGAGUGGAGCUAGUUACAGCUACCCUGUAAAAAUAGGUAGGGAUCCUGACAUCACCUCCAGCAGUGGUUACUUUAAAUCUCCUGCUGAUUCUUAUUGGGAAGUACCUUCUGCUGUGUUUGUGCCUGUGUCGUCUGAUUCUUGGUUUGCCCCAAAUUCAGAUCACCCUGAAAGUAGUGCUGAGAGUGGAUCAGCAGGUGGCUCUUACAGCUCUGCUUAUCCUGCGUCUGCAUACUCAGGAUACAGUAGUGACUCCCACGCAGACUUGACACAACCAAGUUUUCAGCUGGGCUUAAAUCAAGACUUCAGCUGGGCAGUUAUGCCUCCCAGCCCUCAAUCUGACAAAUUUCCACCUCCUAGUGCACCCAUGUUCGCCUCAGAACCCGAGCUGUUGAGUUACAGCUAUGUGGGAGCACCAGACCCUCUUCCUCCUGUAUUCCAGAAAGGCGAACUGUCUCGUGUGGAGAGAGCCUUUGAGCAUGGCAACUCUGAAUCUGAAACUGAAACGCAAGGCUUUGGGUCUUAUCCUGAUGCUGAAGGUUUCAAUGAGGACUUCAGUGACCUUCUGGUAUCAGACCUUGAUGGGUUAUGGUCUGCAUACCCUCUUUUGGACUACAUGCUUUUUACUGGCAAGUAUCCUCCGGGCACAGUCACUCACUACAGCACCAGUUUUGAGCAGGGGAGUGAGCAAACGCAUGACACGCAUUACAUAAAGGACCAUCCUGCCAGCUCUGAUCCUAAUGACCUUACGCAGCCAAGCCAGUCUUCGCCGCACUAUCACAGUAGCUGGCUACACUAGCUUGUGAAGUGGCUGGACGACACCAGGCCUCGCGGUGGAGUGGGUCUGCAAGGAUUCCACUCACAGCCAGGUUGAUUUGAGCAGCCGUGCCUGUGCAUCUUAGCAGGUGCAUGCAGCUUAAGCAAUGGGAACCCUGAGGACACUCUGAAGGCCAACUUUAAUGUUGCCCAAUAAAGAUCUGAUUCCCAAAUA
This is a messenger RNA of Oreochromis aureus, 1089 nucleotides long. RefSeq lists its product as uncharacterized. The transcript has 4 exons. The record is from RefSeq and is a predicted model, not a curated record. Bases 55 to 897 code for a protein of 280 amino acids. NCBI's taxonomy places the organism in Eukaryota, Metazoa, Chordata, Actinopteri, Cichliformes, Cichlidae.